Vigna radiata var. radiata (mung bean) is the source of this 1596-nucleotide messenger RNA. Its product is annotated as rop guanine nucleotide exchange factor 12. The record is from RefSeq and is a predicted model, not a curated record. Gene Ontology annotation, molecular function: guanyl-nucleotide exchange factor activity. NCBI's taxonomy places the organism in Eukaryota, Viridiplantae, Streptophyta, Magnoliopsida, Fabales, Fabaceae. The coding region runs from base 1 to 1596 and encodes 531 amino acids. The transcript has 7 exons.
AUGGUUCAAGCAGGAGAACAAGAUCAGGAAGGUGGUGGCAGGACCAGAUUGUUUAACUUCAAAGGGAUAUUUGAGGGCACUGGAAGGCAUACCAAGAGCCUCAGCAUUGACACUGCUACCCAAUUGGAACCUACAGAGGAUGGUGCAGCCUCUUCAAGAAGUCAAGGAUCAAAGCCUCUUAAUGAUUUAGACAAGAUUCCCAAACCAAGGACGCUAACCAAGGAGGAAUUGGCAGCAAAGGAAGCCAAAGAGAAGAUCUUGCAAGAAAUGGAACAGAUGAAGGAAAGAUUUGCCAAACUGCUGUUGGGUGAGGAUAUGUCCGGUGGUGGAAAGGGAGUUUCGUCUGCUUUGGCACUGUCAAACGCUUUUACAAACCUUGCUGCUUCUAUUUAUGGUGAACAAAAACGGCUGGAACCAAUGCCGGCAGAAAGGAAAGCAAAAUGGAGAAAAGAAAUUGAUUGGCUUCUAUCAGUCACAGAUUACGUUGUUGAAAUGGUUCCUUCACAACAAAAGUCCAAGGAUGGUACAAAUAUGGAGAUUAUGACGACACGACAAAGGACUGAUCUUCACAUGAAUAUCCCUGCCUUGCGCAAGCUUGAUGCAAUGCUUAUUGAAUGUCUGGAUAACUUCAAAGAUCAAACCGAGUUCUAUUAUGUGUCAAAAGAUUCAGAUGAUUCAGAUCCAGACUCAAAGAAAAAAAACGAUGAUAAGUGGUGGUUACCUACUCCUAAGGUUCCGGUAGACGGUCUAUCUGAUUCGGCUAGAAAAUUUCUGCAUUACCAGAAAGAUUGUGUGAAUCAAGUACUUAAAGCAGCCAUGGCAAUAAAUGCCCAAAUUUUAUCAGAAAUUGAGAUCCCCGAAAGCUAUAUUGACUCCCUACCCAAGAAUGGAAGAGCAAGUCUAGGCGACUCGAUCUACAGGAGCAUAACAGUUGAAUUUUUUGAUCCUGACCAGUUCCUGUCAACCAUGGACUUAUCAUCAGAGCAUAAAAUUCUGAAUCUCAAGAAUAGAAUUGAAGCAUCCAUAGUAAUUUGGAAGCGGAAGAUGAACCACAAAGAUGGAAAAUCUACUUGGGGUUCUGGAGUGAGUAUCGAAAAAAGAGAACUAUUUGAAGAGAGAGCAGAAACCAUAUUACUUCUCUUAAAGCACCGUUUCCCUGGCCUUCCUCAAUCUUCACUGGAUAUAAGCAAAAUCCAAUACAACAAGGAUGUGGGGCAAGCUGUUCUAGAAAGCUAUUCAAGAAUAUUGGAGAGUUUGGCCUUUACAGUUCUUUCAAGAAUAGAUGAUGUACUCCAAGCAGAUUUCCAAAUUCAAUGUCAAAAUAUAUCAGCAGGAAAAAGCAGAAACUCAAUUUCCAGGCCUCCUAAAGAAGAGAUGGAGAAGGUUACCACUGAAGCACCUGGUUCAAUGACACUAUCAGAUUUCAUGGGUUGGGGCUCUGAUCAAGAAGACUCAACGUUGAAGAAGGACCCCUCAGAUGAAUUAUGCAAAGACGAGGAUACAAAGCAACAAAAACUUGCUAAUGUAGUGACCAGCAAGAAGAUGUCAUAUCUUGAGACCUUGGGAGCCACGAGAAGCCCAACAGCACGACAUUAA